Messenger RNA from Cyclocybe aegerita, 2154 nucleotides. Lineage: Eukaryota; Fungi; Basidiomycota; Agaricomycetes; Agaricales; Hemipholiotaceae. The record is from the annotation of a GenBank genome assembly.
AUGCUAGACGUCGCCUCGAAUCUCGACGAUAUCAGCAAGACAACCUUCUGUAUUCCUUACAGACCACAAGAGGGCUCUGAUCCAAUCGAGAAAUUGAAGAGAUUCAUCCCGCCAACUUCCUCCUCGCAAGAUUAUGAUUUGGAAAACGGCCUAGAGUUGAGGUUUGAGGCAUAUCGGGUGGCAUGGAAGAAAUGCCUGGAUAGAAUGCAGGGAAUCAUCAGAGACCUCCAGAGGUCGACGGUCAAAGCCGUCGUACAAGAAGUACGGUCAUCCUACACCAACAUCCUUCCUGGUUUACCCCACCCUGAGCUUCCAGUCAUUUCGGUUAUCAAUCCUGGAUUGGGCACAUCGUUUAUGGAGAAUAUCACGACUGAAUUAGAGGCGAACAACUCUGAAGUCGAUUUGCCAACAAGUGUUGGAAGUUCGGUCAUUCAUCUUUACCCACCCGACCUACCCAAUCUCUCAACGGGGAUGCGGGCCAUAAUAUCAGGAUUCAUCGAGAAGGAUGAAAGGGAAAAUGUGAAGCGCAACUCCGGUGCAUCUAUGGCUAGCUACAAUAUACUCUAUUUAGCGGCAUGGUACAAAUCUUGGGCGAAAUCUGGUGGUGUCCCGCAACCCAAUCUUGUCGUCGUCCUUCACGACUUUGAGCAAUUUGACCCACUUGUAAUGCAAGAUGUUUUUCACAUCUGCAGUACCCAAGUGCCUCUGGUCCCGCUUAUUUUCCUGCUUUCGAUGACAUCGCCCUCUUCGAACUACCUAAACACAACUUAUUCCCGGUCGACUCUGUCCCUACUCCGCCUGCGGACGUUUUCAGCACCGUCAGGGAUCCACAUUUUGCAAGAAUUAGUCGUUAAGACUUUCUUUCAUAUAGAUUUCGAGCCUGACAUCAUGAUUGGCCCCGCGAUACUAGAAUACCUUCAGGACUACUUCACGAGAUACAAUUCCUCGACUGAUGCCGUUCUUACCUUGCUCCAACUUGUCCAUUUGCAUCAUUUCACUACCGACCCAUUCUCUGUCUUGGUGCACCAAUCUCCCAGUGCCGGCGUGCUGUCUCAGAUUUCGUCCAAACCUUUCCUUGAAAUGCUGAAAGCGCGAAUUGCAUUGCUCCUGGACGAUAACGACGACGCCAUGAAUGUUGAGGAUUGGCAGUCGCUCGCCACCGCUUCGGUCGUUACCACAAUUGAUGAGGCUCGUUCCGAGUUCUAUCUUCGUGCCCGAAAUAUCCGCAAAGCCUUCGGGGUUAUGCUCCGCAUACAAACGGUGUUGGAAUCCAACGGUCAUAAAGGCUUGGAAUGGACACUCAAUGCUGAGAACAGUGGUCGUGUAUGCAAUGUCCUUCUUGAUAUUCUGCGCGGCCAACUCUCUAGGGACGUGAAGCGCCUGGGCCUAAUCAUAAAGAAACUAAGCUACGACGAGCUGCGAGCAGUAGUGAACAGCGUUCAUAGAUAUGUUUUCACGAUGCCACCUCAAGCGUGCUCAGAGGAGCCAGAAGCUCGCGCCCAUAUUGCCUACUACUACUCACAGCUUCCGGAUGGACCACAUGUUUCCACCCCCGAAAUAGCUGCGCACUUCAGCAACUGGAUUACCAAGUACCUCGGUGAUAAGCUUCUGCCACUUGACGAUGUCGAUCUAUGGGAUGUGUGGUACGCUGGCAUAACACCCUUCCCUUCAGAGCUGAUCAACCCGUCCAUUCGGGCGUCUAUAAUAGCCGGUCUGCUCCGCCCACAUGAAUUUCUGGAAGACCUGGAAAUCAGGGUGGUCAGACAGCGCCCAAUUCCGAAAGCCCUAUGGGAGCUUCCGGACACGAGCAUCCUCUUCAAGCGGUAUCUGGACAGUGGGAAGAUGGUCAACGUAUACGACUGGUACGAGGCGUUCAAGUCCGUCCUUGACACCCAAAGGACGCAAUUGCUGGAGGCUGCUGCUAUGUCAAGCGGCACCCCGUCAUCCUCUCCGCGAAAGCGGGGUAGAAAGCCGAAGAACCAACAACCCCUUCUCGACACGACUGAGGUUGAGGAGGAGAAGUGGGGGAUUGAGACCCAGGCGCGGUUCAUUCGGGCGCUGCACGAGCUCGACUACCUUGGUUUCAUCAAACAUACGGGACGCAAGGCUGAUCAUGUACUGAGGACGGUGUUUGACGUGGAUGACGCAGAGUGA